Molecule: messenger RNA, 927 nt
Organism: Nerophis lumbriciformis (worm pipefish)
Lineage: Eukaryota; Metazoa; Chordata; Actinopteri; Syngnathiformes; Syngnathidae
Source: RefSeq, a predicted model, not a curated record
AUGGACUCGAUUCUCGACGUCAAUCUGUUGAAGUUCGAACAGGGAUCCGAUGCAGAGCGCCAGGCGGUCGUCGAUGGUGUGAUGCGCAGCCUCAAGACCGGCUUCGUGUACACCGCUCACGACGUCGACGCUGAGCUCAUUGACCGUGCGUAUGGAAUGCUCACCGAGUUCUUUGCUCUGGAUGCCACCACCAAGGCACAGACCACCGUCGAGGGCACACACGGCCAGACAGGCUAUACCGGCCUACUCGUUGAGACGGCGGCGACGAGCGACCAUCCCGACUGGAAAGAAAUGCUGAACUGGGGCGACAGCGUUCCUCUCGGUCAUCCGCUGCGCACCCAGUUUCCCACGCGCUACCACGACCCGGUCCUGCCCGAAGCCGAUGUGCCCGGAAUCACCGAAGCACUUCUGGCCUUCCAUCGCUCGAUCGCGGAUCUGCAACGGCGCUUCCUCAGAAUCAUCGCUGUUGGCGUAGGCGCCCACGAACAUCUCUUCGACGAGACUGUGCAGGUUGGAGCCAACCUGACGCGAGCGAUCCGGUAUCCGCCAAUGGCACAGGCCCCAGGCGACACGCACGUGUGGGCCGGCGCCCACGCCGACAUCAACCUCAUUACCGCGCUUCCCCGAGCCACCGCCCGCGGUCUGCAAGUCGAGGUCGACGGCACAUGGAUCGAUGCCGUGCCGCCUGACGGCCAUGUGAUCAUCAACACGGGACUGAUGCUCGAGCGACUGACCAACGGUCCGGGCCAACGACUCUCGGUCGUGCAGUUCUGCCAUCCAUCACCAUGGACGAUGCUCAGUCCUCUGCCGUCCUGUGUGACGGCCGACAAUCCGCAGCGCUACCUGCCCAUCCGAGCGGCCGACGCCCUCGACGAGGUCCUGUGGCAGAUCAAUCUGGUCGAAGACGGCCGCCGCAUCGGCGACUGA